AUGGCCAUUGUGGUUCUGCAAAUUCAGCAGUUCAAUAGGUUCGCUAUUUGUGCAUCGAUAGGCUCGGACAAGGCGAGUUUAGAGCGAGAGCUCCGACGACAGUGUGCGUUCCAAACACAAGUGGCUCCUUCUGUAACACAGAUUGAGCAUGUAGAUGUUUCAAACAAAUCACUAGUGAAAGUCCAAGGUAAUGGUAACGUCAUCCCUGCCAAAACACACGGUGGUCAGUAUAUGAAUGAAUUUAUUCUUGUCUCUGAAAUGGUCUGGUUUCAAGAUCUCAUGAGAUUUGCACCGCCUUUAUUGCUCGCUAGUAUUCUUAUCUCUUGGGCUAGUCAAGUGAUAGGAGGAUCAGGUACUGUCAAAAGAACCGGUGCUAGAGUUUCCAAUAAAAGAGGAGAAGCCACAAUAACAAAAGCAGAUAACAAUUCCAAAGAUAAGAUUUAUUUUAAGGAUGUUGCUGGAUGCGAAGAGGCUAAACAAGAAAUCAUGGAGCUUGUACAUUUCCUCAAGAACCCUAAGAAGUAUCAAGACUUGGGUGCUAAAAUCCCUAGAGGUGCACUUUUGGUAGGUCCUCCGGGAACGGGAAAGACCCUUUUAGCGAAAGCUGCAGCAGGUGAAGCAGGUGUGCCGUUUCUGUCAAUUUCCGGUUCAGAUUUCGUUGAGAUAUAUGCUGGUGUUGGGCCUUCGAGGGUGAGACAUCUGUUCAGAGAAGCUAGACAAUCUACACCUACCAUUGUAUUUAUAGAUGAGAUUGAUGCCAUUGGUCGUGCAAGAGGAGGUGGUAGUGGUAGUGGUAGUGGUAGUGGUAGCUACGAGUAUGAAAGCACUUUGAAUCAGUUGCUAGUUGAGAUGGACGGUUUUGCUACAACCUCUGGAGUAGUUAUGGUUCUAGCAGCGACCAACAGACCGGAUGUUUUGGAUAAAGCUUUGUUACGGCCUGGACGGUUUUCUUGCCAGAUAGCCAUUGAUAAACCGGAUGUGAAAGGCCGUGAAGAGAUUUUCAAGGUUUACUUGAACAAGAUUAAGCUUGAUCAGGUGCAGCCGUUGUGUUACUACUCUCAAAAGCUUGCUGCUCUCACUCCUGGUUUCUCUGGAGCUGAUAUUGCCAAUCUAUGUAACGAGGCGGCUAUUCUCGCUGCUAGACAUGAAGGUGAUAUGGUUACAAUUGAGCAUUUCGAAUCUGCCGUUGAUCGUGUUAUAGGUGGUCUUGAGAAGAAAAACCUGGUGAUAAGUAAACUGGAGCGACGUACCCUUGCGUAUCAUGAAUCUGGCCACGUGGUUGCUGGUUGGUUCUUGGAACAUGCUGAGCCAUUACUGAAGGUGACUAUCGUACCACGAGGCACAGCAGCUCUGGGGUUUACACAAUAUGUUCCAAACGAGAACCUUUUCAUGACCAAAGAACAGUUCUUCGACAUGACUUGCAUGACACUUGGUGGUCGUGCAGCUGAGCAGGUGUUGAUAGGGAGGAUAUCAACGAGUGCACAGAACGAUCUAGAGGAAGUGACGAAGAUGACGUACAAGCAAGUAGCUGUGUAUGGUUUCAGUGACAAGGUUGGGUUGGUCUCAUUUAGAGAAGAUUUUUGCAAAGCUUAUAGCGACCAAACACGUGCGAUCAUAGACGAGGAGGUUAGGGAAUGGUUGAGGAAAGCUUACGACAAGACGGUGGAGAUCAUUGAGAGUCACAAAGAGCAAGUGGCUCAGGUUGCUGAGCUUUUACUGGAGAAAGAAGUGUUGCAUCAGGAUGAUAUUUUGAAAAUUUUGGGUGAACGUCCGUUUAAACCGGUUGAGAUGACUAAUUAUGACCGGUUGAAAGCUGGUUUUGAGAAGUGUGACAAGGAGGAGUUCACUACCACGGUUAAGCAUGUUGUGGAGGAAGGAGCUUCUUUAUCACAUUCAUAAAUCUUCUUUUCAUAUUUUCCCUUUUCUGCAAUGCUAACUGAUCAGUGAAGUAAACAAAUGGACGUUAGUCGCGGACCGUGGCCGUAAGGUCCGGUUCUCUUCAAUUAAAAAAGCUCAAACCGAUGCAUAUAAUGUCUUAUAUGUUGAGCAAGACAUAUAAAUUUGCUUACAUUC
Molecule: messenger RNA, 2073 nt
Organism: Eruca vesicaria subsp. sativa (arugula)
Lineage: Eukaryota; Viridiplantae; Streptophyta; Magnoliopsida; Brassicales; Brassicaceae
Source: the annotation of a GenBank genome assembly